Molecule: messenger RNA, 750 nt
Organism: Aureobasidium melanogenum CBS 110374
Lineage: Eukaryota; Fungi; Ascomycota; Dothideomycetes; Dothideales; Saccotheciaceae
Exons: 3
Coding region: 1-750 (249 amino acids)
Biological process (GO): mRNA cis splicing, via spliceosome
Cellular component (GO): spliceosomal complex; cytosol
Source: RefSeq, a predicted model, not a curated record
AUGAGCGGCGCUCUGAGAGACAUUGAUACGAUACCGCGUGAAGACGAAUACACCAGUCUUGAGGCGCAUCAACAAGAAACACCGGGCAGCUUUUACGACGCCAAACCUGUCCUGCAUCACCACGUACAAAAUGCUGUCCUGAAGGUGUCGGAACACGACUUGAACACCAACGCUGCUCUACAAGCAUUGCGCACCUCUGCCGGUCCUGUCGAAGUCACCGUCCCGCGCAUUCAGAUUUGGGUGACAUCAGAUUUCUUUAUUCUUUGGAGCACCAGCGCCGGUCAUGGUAUUCAGAUUCCAUACCGAACCAUUUCUCUACACGCACGCCAGCAAAACGCCCUCUACCUGCAACUAUGCCUCAGCGACAUUUCGCAAACCGCCGACGACGAUCUCGAGACUGUUGAACUCCUAUUGACCCCUGAGCCUCAGGGCGACAGCAACCCAAUCGAUGCUGCUGAGAAACUCUUUACCGCCGUGUCAAAUUGUGCCGACCUACACCCCGAUCCAGAUGAGGACGAUGAUCAAGAACACGAGCAGGAGCCUGAGCCAGGAACUGGUGGCUGGAUCACUUCUGAGAACAUCCAAGAUUUCAUGGACGAGAAUGGUGAAUUCCGCAUGCCCGAAGGUGGAAUCCUUGGUGCUGGUGCUGGCACAGUGAGAACUGCCGAUCAAUUCGAGGACGCCGACGCUGGCGAAGAGGUCGACGGGGAAGACGCCACAGAUGCAACCAAGUGGCGUAGAACAAGCUGA